This is a messenger RNA of Condylostylus longicornis, 604 nucleotides long. It is a transcript of the gene Atg12, whose product is annotated as autophagy protein 12-like. The transcript has 3 exons. Gene Ontology annotation, cellular component: phagophore assembly site membrane; cytoplasm; Atg12-Atg5-Atg16 complex. The record is from RefSeq and is a predicted model, not a curated record. The coding region runs from base 82 to 444 and encodes 120 amino acids. Gene Ontology annotation, biological process: autophagosome assembly; C-terminal protein lipidation; nucleophagy. Lineage: Eukaryota; Metazoa; Arthropoda; Insecta; Diptera; Dolichopodidae.
UCGAGUUUGAUUAUUGGUUUAUUUUUUUUUUAGAAUCAAGUCUAUUCCUCUUAAAUAUUAAUAAAAUAUAUUUUUUUGAAAAUGGCAGAUGCAGAAUCAAUUCAAAGCAACAGUGCCAAUAUCGGAGCAGAUGAAACAACUGGAGUUCAGAAGAAUCCAACAAAUGGAGCUUUACCUGCCAAAAUUGAUAUUUUACUAAACGCUACAGGUAACGUUCCCAUAAUGAAAAAAAGGCGAUGGGCGGUGGAUCAAGAGAAGCCUAUAUGUUGGAUCCAAAAGUUCGUUCAUAAAUACCUUAAACUUGAUCCCGAAGAAAAAAUAUUUUUAUACGUCAACCAAACUUUUGCUCCUUCUCCUGAUCAACUAGUCAAAAAUUUGUACGAGUGUCAUGGGACUAACGGAAAAUUAGUGUUAUACUAUUGUAAAAAUCAGGCGUGGGGCUAAAAAUAUAUCUUACUUUGAUUUUAAUGUAUAUGUUGGAUUAUUUGAACCCAGAUUAUUGAAUUUGUUGCUUAAAAUUGCUUAUGCUAGUAUUAUCUAUAUAUCUAUAGUAUAUAUGUAUAUCUAAAUUAAAAUAUUGUAAAAACGCUAAUUAAAAUUAAAA